AUGAAGUCCUUCUCCCCCGUUGCGAUGGCCCUUCUGGCUGCGGUCGGUGCGAUUGCUGCCGCCGAUGUAUCGGCCACUGAGUGCGCCACGAUGUGUAUCUCCAACAUGAACGCCAAGGCCUCUGAGCUUGGCUGCACCUCCGGUGACGUGGAUUGCCUGUGCAAGAACCAGGACUACGCGUACGGUAUCCGUGACUGCACCAAAGAGGCCUGCCCUAAUGACAAUGCCGAGACGGUUGUGAGCAUGGUUCUGGCAAAGUGCCCUAGCUCCACUAGCUCUGGAUCGAGCUCCAUGACCUCGACUGCUUCAGGCAGCGAUGCGACCACUACCAGUGGCUCUGGCGCUGGUGUUGGUGCCGGCUCGACCACCGGUGCGACCACCAUCACCACCACUGACAGCGAUGGCUCGACCACCAUGAUCACUACCACCACUACCGGCCCUGUGUCCGGCGCGACUACCAUCACAACCACUGAUAGCGAUGGCUCGACCACCAUGAUCACCACCACUACCACUGGCUCUGGUGCGGCUGCUACUGGCAGCGACGUCUCGACCACUAUCACCACCACUGAUGGCAAUGGCUCGACUACUAUGAUCACCACCACUACCGGCACCUCCACUGGCUCUGACUCCACUGCUACCGAGACCUCCAGCUCUGGCAGCGACAACGCCGCCGGCUCUAGCACCUCGACCGGCUCCGACUCCGGCUCCAGCUCUGCUCCCUCCUCCAGCAAGGGGGCCGCUCACCCCAUGGCCACUGUCGGCAGCGGUGCUUUCGGUGCCCUCGGUCUCGCCGCUCUGCUGGUCCUGUAA
This is a messenger RNA of Penicillium maclennaniae, 810 nucleotides long. RefSeq names its product CFEM domain-containing protein. Lineage: Eukaryota; Fungi; Ascomycota; Eurotiomycetes; Eurotiales; Aspergillaceae. The record is from RefSeq and is a predicted model, not a curated record. The transcript has 3 exons. Bases 1 to 810 code for a protein of 269 amino acids.